This is a messenger RNA of Pelobates fuscus (common spadefoot toad), 2164 nucleotides long. RefSeq names its product potassium voltage-gated channel subfamily D member 1 (gene KCND1). NCBI's taxonomy places the organism in Eukaryota, Metazoa, Chordata, Amphibia, Anura, Pelobatidae. Gene Ontology annotation, biological process: potassium ion transmembrane transport; protein homooligomerization. Gene Ontology annotation, cellular component: postsynaptic membrane; neuronal cell body; dendritic spine. Gene Ontology annotation, molecular function: protein binding; A-type (transient outward) potassium channel activity. The record is from RefSeq and is a predicted model, not a curated record. The coding region runs from base 78 to 1973 and encodes 631 amino acids. The transcript is spliced from 6 exons.
GCUGGUUCGGGUGUUCAUGGUCAAAUUCUGUGUGAAACCUUUGAACUUGUGGCUCCUUAAGACAUAGCCAUUUAAUCAUGGCUGCAGGAGUAGCGACUUGGCUCCCAUUUGCCCGAGCAGCAGCAGUAGGAUGGCUACCUCUUGCAAAGAGGCCGAUGCCCAAACCUCCGAGUGACAAGAGGAAGAGAAACGAUGAAAUUCUGGUGGUGAAUGUCAGUGGUCGGAAGUUCCAGACAUGGAAAAACACAUUAGAUCGGUAUCCAGACACAUUGCUUGGUAGCACAGAGAAAGACUUCUUCUUCAACCAAGAAACACAAGAAUUCUUUUUUGACCGAGAUCCGGAAAUGUUUAGGCACAUUCUCAAUUUCUACAGAACGGGCAAACUGCAUUAUCCUCGUCAUGAGUGCAUCCAAGCCUUUGAUGAGGAACUCUCAUUCUAUGGUAUUAUCCCAGAGAUCAUUGGAGACUGCUGCCUCGAAGAGUACCGAGAUCGAAAGAAGGAGAACCUGGAAAGGCUGGCCGAGGACACAGAAGCUGAAACUGCCUUAGAUGCUCCAUUACCUCCAGGGAGUACUUUCCGGCAGAGACUGUGGAGAGCCUUUGAAAACCCUCACACCAGCACAAUGGCCCUCGUCUUUUAUUACGUCACAGGUUUCUUUAUAGCAGUGUCGGUUAUUGCUAAUGUAGUGGAGACUGUACCCUGCCGGCCAGCAGCAGGGCGCCUAAAGGAGGUGUCGUGUGGAGAGAAGUACACUUUGGCCUUUGUUUGUAUGGACACAGCAUGCGUCCUCAUCUUUACAUUUGAGUACCUCAUGAGGCUGUUUGCCGCCCCAAGUCGCUGUAAGUUUAUGCGCAGUGUCAUGAGCAUCAUAGAUGUGGUGGCUAUAAUGCCUUUCUAUAUUGGCCUUGUCAUGCCAGAGAAUGAGAAUGUGAGUGGUGCCUUUGUCACGCUGCGCGUCUUUCGCGUUUUCCGCAUCUUCAAGUUUUCCCGCCACUCACAGGGCUUGCGGAUUCUCGGAUACACCCUGAAAAGCUGCGCAUCGGAGCUCGGCUUUCUCCUUUUCUCACUCACCAUGGCCAUCAUCAUAUUUGCCACCGUCAUGUUCUACGCAGAGAAAGGGACAAGCAAAACUAAAUUUACUAGCAUCCCGGCGUCCUUCUGGUACACCAUCGUAACCAUGACAACCCUGGGGUAUGGUGACAUGGUUCCGGACACAAUUGCUGGGAAGAUAUUUGGUUCCAUUUGCUCACUUAGUGGAGUGUUGGUUAUUGCACUUCCCGUACCAGUCAUUGUGUCAAAUUUCAGCCGCAUCUAUCAUCAGAACCAGAGAGCAGAUAAACGACGAGCACAGCAAAAAAUUCGCCUGUCUCGGAUCAGACUGGCUAAAAGCACCACAACCAAUGCAUUCCUGCGUUACAAGGAGAAUGGGGGCUUAGAGGAGGAUAGCGAGGCGCAUGCACUCUGUGUGAAAAACCGCUCUGCAUUUGAGUUACAGCAUCACCAUCUCCUGCACUGUUUGGAGAAGACCACGUGCCACGAGUUUACAGAUGAGCACACUUACAGCGAGGCCCUAAUGACUGAAUCAAUCGGGUACCAUACAAGCCGCAGUACUUCUGUGUCUUCUCAGCAAGGUCUUGGCACCUCAUGCUGCCCACGCCGUGCCAAGCGCCGUGCCAUUCGCCUGGCUAAUUCCACAGUUUCUGUAAGUCGUGGAAGCAUGCAGGAACUUGAUACCCUGCACAUACAGAAAGGCUUCUCUCAAAGUCGAUCAAGUCUCAACGCCAGAAGUCAUGGAAACCUGAAGCUGAACUGUGAGACGUCCGAUCUUACAGCCGCCAUUAUAAGUAUCCCAACUCCCCCGGGUAACAGCCCCGAUGAAAGCCAGCUCUCCUCGCCAAGUGCGGCCGUUCUGAGAAACUCCAGCAUCACAGCCAGAUAUUACCAAGAGACAGUCAGAAUAUCCAGCCUGUAGCCACUCAAUGACACACAGAUACAGUGUCUCAACAGUGAUACCAUGACAAAGAGAAGAGCUGCAACAAUUUACAAAUAGCGCGAUUAUAUUAGACAAUCAGCUCACAACGAAAUGCAUAACACUACAAUAAAGUUUGUCAGUGUCACAAUACACGCACAACGCUACAAUAUAUUGUGUCAGUGUCACAAUAC